ACCGACGUCAUGGUUUGACCUCGUUUUUUCCGAGUUGUCUUGAAAGCACCAUUAAAGUAGGCGGUGCAAGUAGUAGAAGGUUCUGGAAGUUCAUCGCCAGGACGGGGGUGUUCUAAGUUAAACAAGGCCCUUUCUCUCAACGGCCGUCUAUUGUAACAGACUGUAACCAACAACAAUGGUGAAGGAAACCGGCUUUUAUGAUAUGUUGGGUGUUAAGCCCAAUGCCACACCAGAUGAGCUGAAAAAGGCUUAUCGUAAACUGGCCUUGAAAUACCACCCUGACAAGAACCCUACGGAGGGGGAGAAAUUUAAGCAGAUAUCUCAGGCAUAUGAGGUGCUGUCAGACUCCCAGAAGAGAGAGGUGUACGACCGGGGAGGGGAGAAGGCAAUAAAAGGAGGGGGCAGCGGAGGUGGCGGAGGUUUUGGAUCCCCCAUGGACAUCUUUGACAUGUUCUUUGGAGGAGGUGGCCGACUGCACCGGGAGAGAAGAGGAAAGAAUGUGGUUCAUCAGCUCACAGUCUCUUUGGAAGACCUCUUCAAUGGCGCCACGAGGAAACUUGCUGUCCAGAAGAAUGUUAUUUGCGAGCGAUGUGAAGGUCGCGGGGGAAGGAAGGGUGCGGUGGAGAUGUGCAUGUCCUGUCACGGCACGGGCAUGCAGGUGCGCCUCCACCAGCUGGGGCCGGGCAUGGUGCAGCAGGUGUCCACCGUGUGCGGGGGUUGCCAGGGCCAGGGCCAGCGCAUCAGCCACAAGGACCGCUGCAAGGCCUGCAGUGGACGGAAGAUUCUGCGGCAGAAAAAGAUUCUGGAGGUCCACAUUGGCAAAGGUAUGAAGGAUGGGCAGAAGCUAGUUUUCCACGGGGAGGGAGAUCAGGAGCCAGGACUAGAGCCUGGUGACAUCAUCAUUGUCCUGGAUCAGAGAGUCCAUCCCGUCUUCACCAGGCAAGGGGACAAUCUGAUCAUGACUAUGGAGCUGCAGCUGGUGGAGGCCCUGUGUGGUUUCCAGAAGCCUUGUCAAACUCUGGACAACCGAAGCCUCCUCAUCACCUGCCACCCAGGGGAAUUGAUCAAACCUGGCGACAAGAAGUGUGUCAUGAAUGAGGGGAUGCCCAUGCACCGCCGGCCGUUUGAAAAGGGACGCCUCAUUAUCCUCUUUUCGGUGGUAUUCCCCGAGGCCAACUUCCUCCCCAAGCACAAGCUGAAGGAGCUAGAGCACUACCUUCCUGCCAAGAGGGAAGCGGAGCAGCCUGAGAGCAUGGACGACGACCUCUACAUAUACACCGACCUGGAGGACUGCGACCCGGCCAGAGUAAGACGCAGCCAAUACCAUUACAUGGAAGAGGAUGACAACCCGUCCGCUGGCGGGGUCCAGUGCCAGACCUCAUAAGACCCCGUCACAUCACUCCAACCUCAACCCAGCCCCCUCUGGAAACGUGCACAAACCGCAUCUUACAUUUUAUUCUCUUAACUUACAAUGCUAACUGUGGUGCCGAAGCAGUCCUUUGGGCUGGAUACCCGGAUCUACGUUCCAAGGUGACUUGGCUGUCUUUUAGUUGGAUCGUGUGCCUGAGUGGAGGAAAUGGAUUUCUGGUUAAGUUCCUUAGAUGACCAGAAAUGAAGAUUCUGAGAUUUUGGAAGCGCUAUGGAUGCUGUCACUGACAUUUUAUAUAUAUAUAUAUAUAUAUACACACACACACACACACGCACACACCUCUGUCUGCUUUGAUGUCACGGUUAGUACCGUUUGGGAUUUUGUGGUGUCCAAAGGUCAUGAGAGAAGAUAGUUGGAAGCUAUAAUUAAUGUUGCCAAAUUGAAUCCUCACAGCGAAGAACCAUAGGCCUAUUUCCAUUUUAGAAUAAAUGUUUUUGUAUACCACAUCAGCAUAGUUUAGAAGAUACUUGCCAAUUAUUACACCAAUGUUUUUGUUUAAUUAAUUUUGAAUGAUGUAAUGAUAUGUUAUCUACAUUUCAUAAUGCAUAUUGACCUUUUUCUGGUUCUUCAUCUGUAGGAUUCAAUUGAAUCCUAUCUGCUGUAAUAUGGUAUACUUCGUUAUGUUCAACUGAUGAUGAGAAGUUAUUUACCCCAUUUUUACUAUCAAGAGUUGUCUUUUUAAUUCCUCAAUUCUUCAUGGGAAUUAGUCAAACUAAAACUUUCCAUAGACCUCUCAAGAAGUUCUGCUACUGGUAUCUAUGUGCUGUGACUGUCAUAAUUGUGUUGGGAUUAAAAUAAACUUAAUGGCUAGUCUUCUACUGCCAAGUUGAAAUGA
Oncorhynchus tshawytscha (Chinook salmon) is the source of this 2264-nucleotide messenger RNA. Its product is annotated as dnaJ homolog subfamily A member 1. Bases 176 to 1384 code for a protein of 402 amino acids. Gene Ontology annotation, molecular function: ATP binding; Hsp70 protein binding. Lineage: Eukaryota; Metazoa; Chordata; Actinopteri; Salmoniformes; Salmonidae. The transcript has 9 exons. Gene Ontology annotation, cellular component: cytosol; cytoplasm. Gene Ontology annotation, biological process: protein refolding; response to heat. The record is from RefSeq and is a predicted model, not a curated record.